AUGACAGACGAGCAGUAUCAAGGGAUCCCCGAGUCGGUGAUGAUUGAGUUUGAGCCCAGUCCCGAUAUUCCGAACUCAUUCUUGCUGGUAAGCGAAGCCGGUAGUGGUUGCCACGCAGAUGCAUACUUUUGCUUACCCAAGGACGCAGUAGCAGCCACACAAGCCCGUGAGCAGGGCAAUGUUGCAGACAAAGUCAGCGCACUGAUGUCCACAUUGCAAGUAGUUAAGAUCGCCUGCCCCAUCGGGCUCGAUGGUAUCCGAGAUGAGGUUAUUGCUUUGAAGGCGAUCCGAGAACAACAACCAGAAGGAGUCUGUCUCCCAUUCUUCGAGCUUACCGCAGUGGACACGUUCAGUCCAACGCAGAAUUGGAUUGCAACAUCGACUCUCUCGAUAUGCUGCGACCUGGCAACACUUUUAGAGCGGUAUCAGACCAUGCCGGAACCCCUUGUGUGGCUGAUAUUCUGGCAACUCCGCAAAGCCCUGCAUUUCCUACACAACACUUGCGAUCCACCAAUGAUUCACAACGAUCUGCACGCCGGAAAUAUCAUCCUUGGCUACGCAGAAGGCUCUGAACUCCUACAGGUCAAGGUAAUCGAUUUUGGUCUGGCUAGAUUGGACGAUUCCAAUUGCCCUGUGAAUCAGUUCAGACGAGACUACUCCGGGUUGGCCGACGUCAUGGACAAAGUCAUGCAUGGCUCAGAUUUGAACUAUAUGGGAUGCAAUAUGUGCAAACAUCUCCCCGAUCCUAACGGACAGGGUCCAAUGCUGCAUAGCUUUCACUGGCUGAUCAACGAGAUGCUUUGGACAGCUGGCAAUGAGCGAUCAUAUGGCUUACUGUGCAAGCGUUUUGGUCCAUUCGCUCACCGCCAGAUUCUUUCGAUGCCACAGACUGCUCGGACCCAAAUACGAGACAUGAUCUUGGGUGUGACUCGGCCUCGUUCCGAGGUCAUGCACACGAAAAUUACGGAGCUGCUUACUGCAAAAGCCCAGAACGUUGCUCAAACAGCAUGCUCUGAAAGCACGAUAUGA
This is a messenger RNA of Parastagonospora nodorum SN15, 1029 nucleotides long. RefSeq lists its product as hypothetical. The transcript has a single exon. Bases 1 to 1029 code for a protein of 342 amino acids. Gene Ontology annotation, cellular component: cytoplasm; nucleus. Gene Ontology annotation, molecular function: histone H3T3 kinase activity; ATP binding. Gene Ontology annotation, biological process: protein phosphorylation; mitotic cell cycle; intracellular signal transduction. The record is from RefSeq and is a predicted model, not a curated record. NCBI's taxonomy places the organism in Eukaryota, Fungi, Ascomycota, Dothideomycetes, Pleosporales, Phaeosphaeriaceae.